AACCAUGUAAGCUUAUUUGAACCGAAAUCCAGGGUCUGGACUCGGACUUUUAUGCUCUUUUGCCUAAUAGUACUAUAUAAACGAACAAGAUUUACUAAGCAUGAAACGCGAGCCUGGCAAGGAUGCAGUGAAGCAGUUGAGUGAAAUAUGCAAGAAAGUAAUACACAUAACUAAACGUUCCAAUGAAUUCAGGAACUAUUCAAUACCACGUGAGUGAGUUCAGAAACAUAACAGCUGAAUUGUCGUAACAUCUUGGGGUGUUUGGAUCAUGAGUGGGAAUGAGAAUCGUGUUCUAGUCUGGAGACAUAACUGCGUCAGAAUUUGAACUAUUUCAAACAAAACAAAAUUCAACAGAGCAAAUUGUGCAUGCAAAACCGCAACUCAAAAUGUGUCACAUGUAAUAUCAAUCCGUUCAACUUUAACGUUCAAUCCUUCACGCGAUCAGGCCUUAUCGCAAACCGUCAGUCUCACACCUCCCCCCUAUAUAUUGUCAACCAUCUAUCUGAUCAAACACACCACACCACAUCUCGAAAAUGGCAAUUCAUAGCCACCACUCAAAGGUCUUUCUCGUCUUGUGCUGCAUAACUCUACUCUUCGGUGACCACAAUCAGGUUUCGGGGCAGUGCCAAGGCGACAUCCAGGGCCUGAUGCAGCAAUGUGCGCGAUACGUUCAAAAGUCCGGCCCUGAAGCCGCGCCAUCAAAAGAGUGUUGUGACGUUGUGAAGAACGUAGACCUGGCGUGCGUGUGUCAACACGUCACUGACCAGGUUGAGAAGAUCAUUAGCAUGGAAAAAGCAGUCGCAAUGGCUAAUUCGUGCGGGAAAGCAUUAGCCCAUGGAACCAAAUGCGGAAGCUACACAGUUCCAUGAAGUGUGGUAGCUGGCUCGUGCAUGUAUGAGAGAGGAACAAUGUAUGGCUUGGUGGUUGCGGAAUAAAACUGUGUAAAUUGUAAUAUAUUGGUUAUUAUUAUUAUAAUAUAAUAAUUUUAUAUGUGUA
This is a messenger RNA of Daucus carota subsp. sativus, 996 nucleotides long. RefSeq lists its product as uncharacterized. Lineage: Eukaryota; Viridiplantae; Streptophyta; Magnoliopsida; Apiales; Apiaceae. The transcript is spliced from 2 exons. The record is from RefSeq and is a predicted model, not a curated record. Bases 534 to 869 code for a protein of 111 amino acids.